Molecule: messenger RNA, 1165 nt
Organism: Labrus bergylta (ballan wrasse)
Lineage: Eukaryota; Metazoa; Chordata; Actinopteri; Labriformes; Labridae
Source: RefSeq, a predicted model, not a curated record
UGUGGUUUUUGUGUUUUAGCAGCGAGGUGACUGGUUUGUUGCAGUUCUGCUGAAAUUUAAAAAUCGUCUUUUUUCUACAUUUUCUCUGUUUAAGCUCCUGGAGGUUUGUUUGGUGAUGGGUGUUACUGCAGUCCUGUCAGUGAACAUGGUAACAGCCAUCAUGUUACUGACUGUCUUCUCUCUUUCAGAAGCGUCGGAUGAAUGUCGGACUAAAUGGUCACAUCUCUUCAUCACUACACCAAAGAAGAUGGAAGCACUGAGUGGAACUUGUUUGAAAAUCCCAUGUAGCUUUAGUGUUAAAGAAGAAAAAGAGUUUGACAACACAACAGAAACAUUUGGAAUAUGGUAUAAAGAAGACAAAGAGACCUACGAUCCAAAGAAUGUGGUUUUUAACAGUGAUGGCACAGUGAACAAAUUUCAAAUGAAGAUAACUGGAAACUUGAGAAUGAAAAACUGCACCACUCUGAUUUACAACAUGAAGACGACAUAUGAAGGCGUAUACUACUUCAGAAUCGAGAACGGGCCUUUCAGGGCAAAUGCUCGUUGUGAUCCUCUUCAAAUAACAGUCAAAGAUUCUCCUCCGAGCCCCAAACUAAUCAUCUCAGGAGAUCUGAAGGAGAAGGAGUCUGUCACUAUAACCUGCUCAGCUUCCACUCCCUGUCCACUCUCCCCUCCUAAACUCACCUGGACUCUCAAACAAGACUCUCUCAACAACAUGGAGGAAAACCCAGAUAAAACCUUCACGACUAAAAUCCAGGAGCAGAUCACUCUGACGGACAAACAUGAUGGAUACAACAUCACCUGUUCUGCCACAUAUCCUGUGAAUGAAGGAAAAGAAGUCAAGACAGCAGAGGAGACACAGACUCUCAGAGUUUCAUAUUCUCCUAAAAACACCUCAGCGUCCAUCAGUCCAUCAGGUUUGGUGUCAGCAGGUAUUCAUGUGAACCUGACCUGCUCCAGCAGAGCCAAUCCUCCUAUCAGCAGCUUCACCUGGUUCAAGAUCAGCAGAGAUGGACCCAUGAUCGUAUCUGAAGGAGAGUUUUACAGCUUUCAUGCCACAGAGGGAGGAGUUUAUUACUGUGUGGCCAUUAAUGAUCUCAGUAAUCAGACAUCACCACAGAUCAAUCUGAGUGUUGCAGCUAAAAACUAGAAGUGAAAAAGCUUC